Saccoglossus kowalevskii is the source of this 624-nucleotide messenger RNA. RefSeq names its product leucine-rich repeat-containing protein 42-like. Gene Ontology annotation, molecular function: protein binding. NCBI's taxonomy places the organism in Eukaryota, Metazoa, Hemichordata, Enteropneusta, Harrimaniidae. The record is from RefSeq and is a predicted model, not a curated record.
AUGGCAUCAACACCACAAGAAGACAGUGGAGUAGUUUAUGUUAAUGAGGCAGGAGCACUGCGAUGCAUCUCUGGAAGGGAUGGUAAUGCAUGCAGAUUACCACCUCCGAAACGACUAAAACAUAGCAAGGAAUGUACAAACUCGGACCAGUGCAAUGAAAAAUCAGUUGUCACUAGUCCAGAAAAACAUUUCAAUAAAGAAUGCCAGCAACCCAAGUCACUUCUGUGUUUUGCAAUGGAUUUUGUUAUUCACCACCUGACUCUAGUGGACUCCUUCAUCGGUUUUCCUUCUCAGAUAGGAAAACAACUCUUUGACUUGGCAGAGUUGCAUGACAAGUUCAAGGACACACACCUGCAGUGUAGAGCAAUGAAGUUGUUCUGUGAUGCAUACGAACAAGAGGUUUUGGAAAGUUUAAAUUUAAACAAUCAGUAUUUUGCUUUGAAUCAAUGCGUAGAUCAAUUGCUUCUGUUUAUUCAUGUAGCUAAACUGGAUUUAAGCAAUUGUGAGCUUGGAAGCGAUCAUGAUAUGGUGAUGAAUAUAUCAAACAUGCUCAUGGUAAGUACCAGCACUAUGGGAUCAUUUCUAAAGUUGUAUUGGAACUUUGAUCUGUAUUUGCUUGUCUGA